UUGGGCGCUGUUCAGUUAGAAAUUUCAUAUCACUUGUCUAUGUUUAAUAACAUUGUGUGGGUGUGUGUAAAACAUAUGCUUGGACAUAACUAUUUCAAGUUAUUUCAGAUUGUAAAAUCUUGUUUGUUGAAAGUGAAUUAACAAAAUGGCGACAUCUGGAAUUUCUAGAAAUUCUGAUGUGGUUAUGUAUUAUUGUUGUACAAUCUGCAAAACAGAGCGGUCUGUAGAAAUAGAUGCAGAUUUUUACUGUGAAAAAUGUCUUAAAUACUUCUGCAGAACAUGUAUAAACUCCCACAGACAGCAUGGUAGGUGGUUCUAUAAAAAAUCUCCUUAUGGAAAGGAUAAAAUAAGGAAGUGGCCACUUUCUAAGAAGAUGGAGACUUCUCUUUUAAUAUGCAUCAUACACAAGCGUGAAAAGUUAACAAUGUUCUGCCCGGACCACAAUCAUCUGUGCUGCUCUAAAUGUGUUGAGCUUAAUCACAGACGAUGCUUACAAGUACAUCCAUUACCUCAGGCUGCCACAGGGAAGUCAACCGACUUCAAGAACCUGUCUGUCAGUACGGAAAAUGCUCUUUCACAACUGAAGCAUUUUCAGGCGUAUCAGGAGGAUAGAAUGAAGUCUCUUAAGGUUUCAUACAAAGAACAUGAGAGGCUUAUUGUGGAUGGUUUGCGUCUGGAAAUAAUGUCGUUUUUACUCCGAUGUGAAACCAGAACAGUUCAUUCACAACACAAACAUAUGCAAAACACAGUCAUUAACAUGAGACGUGAGAAAAUCAAAUAUUUAUUAGCAGAUUUUGAGAAAAGCACUAUUAAGGAGAAGAAAGAUGAGCUUAACCUGAAACAAGCUUCUCUCAAGGUUUGGAGAAACAGCUGCAUCAGGCUUCACUAUGAAUUGUUCCAUCUCCAUGUAGCCAUACCGAAAAUACUGGGUAAACCUGAACUCUCUUUUAUUGCCAGUAAAAAAUGUCUGGAAAAUAUACAACAAUCUGAUAUAUUUAAAAAAGAAAACAUUUCAAACAAGGUUUUCACUGUGAAUGGGAAGUCUGUCCACAAUGUAAAAAUGCCAAGUGAAUCAAACACAUGUCAUAUCACAGCAGUAUGUGCUCUCCCAAAUGGACAGGUCCUGGUUGGAGACUACGAUAAUACCAAAGUCAAGCUUCUGGACCAACAGUACCGUGUGGUGGGCCACUUGGAUGUAAGGGUUAGGCCACAGGACAUGUGUCUUAUCACACCCACUGAGGUUGCAGUGGCUAUGUCGAAUAAAGAGGUCCAGUUUAUCACAGUAAGCCAGAGCCAGCUUGCCAAAGGCAGGAAGCUUAAGUUACAACAUGAAUGUACAGGUAUUGCCCUCAACCAGGAUGACCUAUAUAUCUGCUCUGGUACUGCUCUGUACAAGUUCACAUUGAGUGGCGAACUGGUCUGCAGACUUUAUGAAAAUUCAUCAGCUGAUUUUACAGGUAAGAAUCAUGGUGGAUUCAUUCUAAUAACAUGUGUGAUAUGUACAGAGAUUUUCUAG
Molecule: messenger RNA, 1516 nt
Organism: Dreissena polymorpha
Lineage: Eukaryota; Metazoa; Mollusca; Bivalvia; Myida; Dreissenidae
Exons: 2
Coding region: 146-1516 (456 amino acids)
Molecular function (GO): zinc ion binding
Source: RefSeq, a predicted model, not a curated record